UUCCUAGGCCUGGCAACACUCGUAUGGCGUUGUUCUGAGAUACCACGGGUCAACUCCCUGUAACAACUCCCUGCAGCUGACAAUCAUCCAUUCCAGGCUGCUACAUUGCGUGUGGGUACUAUCUAUCUGUGUUAUGGCCUACUGAAUCUUGUGUAAUCACGCCUAUCAAUAUCACCAAAAUUUCUACUUUAUUCUUUAAAUUACCUCACUUGCUAGUUAACACACUCAUGCUUGUUUCGAGGGACUUGUACAAUAUUCGAAAACAAUACCGUAUUUAGAUAUAGAGGACCCCGAAAAACACCCGACCGAACUGAGAAAAAGGACAGACGCUAGUCGAGCGGCCGCACAAUCAAGCGGAACGAGCGAAUCCAAAGGUCGAGCGAUUCCAUUCACAUCACACGUGUUCAAUAUUAUAUAAAAACAUAGGAAAUGGAGGGUAAAGAGGAAUGGAAAUCUCUAGCUCCACCAAUAAGUGUGAAAGUGCUCAAAACACUGAAGCAGCUUGGGUUCAAGAAAAUGACCCCAGUUCAGGCAGCAACAAUUCCUCUUCUUAUGACCCAUAAGGAUGUGGCAGCCGAAGCGGUUACAGGAAGCGGGAAAACAUUGGCAUUUCUCAUUCCAGUUUUAGAAGUCUUACUCAGAAAGGAAGGACCACUGAAGAAGAUGGAGGUUGGAUGCGUGAUCUUAACGCCGACUCGUGAACUUGCUGUCCAGAUCAACGAGGUGUUGCAGAACUUCACAUCCAAUCUUCCUCAGUUCUCUCAGAUGUUGAUAAUCGGUGGUAACAAACCAUCUGCUGACCUCCAACAUCUUGAAACUCACGGUGCUAAUAUUAUCAUAGCAACGCCUGGAAGAUUUGAAGACUUGCUACAGAGACGCAAGUCACCUUGUGACCUUACUGCUAUGCUCAGAUCUCUAGAGGUGUUAAUUUUGGAUGAGGCUGAUAGAUUGUUGGACAUGGGCUUUGAAGCAAGUAUAAACACAAUUUUAGGUCACCUUCCUAAGCAGAGACGUACUGGUUUGUUUUCUGCGACACAAACAGAUAAAGUGGAAUCGCUCAUACGUGCAGGAUUGCGCAAUCCAGUCCGCAUCACUGUCAAGCAAAAGACAAAUAAAACAUCGAAAGACCAAAGAACUCCAUCUACUCUAAGAAAUUAUUACACGAUUUGUGAAUGUGACCAGAAAUUUAACUUUCUUGUUGGAUUUUUAAGGAAAUUUAAGCAUUUAAAACACAUGGUGUUCUUUAGCACGUGUGCGGAAGUGGAAUACUUUGGAAAAGCUCUUGAAAUUUUAGUAAAAAACACAAGUGUACUAUCACUACAUGGGAAGAUGAAAGGCAAACGCAGUGCAGUCUUUGCAGACUUCCGAAAGUUAGAAAGUGGUGUUUUGAUCUGUACUGAUGUAAUGGCGCGAGGGGUUGAUAUCCCAGAAGUCAACUGGGUUUUACAGUUUGAUCCACCCAAUAAUGCAAGUGCCUUUGUUCAUCGGUGCGGAAGAACAGCAAGGAUAGGCAACACAGGAAAUGCGUUAAUAUUCCUACUACCGACAGAGGAUACAUAUGUGGACUUUAUUCAAAUAAAUCAAAAGGUUCCCCUCCAGGAAUAUCAAGAGGCUUCCAAUAUAGAAAUUGUUGAUGUACUGCCAAGGUUACGGAAAAUAGCGGAACAUGAUCGAUUAUGACAAUCAAGUUUAUCUUAUCCAAGUGUACUCCU
Molecule: messenger RNA, 1712 nt
Organism: Anneissia japonica
Lineage: Eukaryota; Metazoa; Echinodermata; Crinoidea; Comatulida; Comatulidae
Product: ATP-dependent RNA helicase DDX55-like
Exons: 13
Coding region: 430-1680 (416 amino acids)
Cellular component (GO): nucleolus
Molecular function (GO): RNA helicase activity; nucleic acid binding; ATP binding
Source: RefSeq, a predicted model, not a curated record